GUGAGGCGUUGAUGGCGGAACUCAAACGCGCUUGUCGGUUUACAGUCGGACUAUUAUUAAUGUAACACCGAGAGUUUCGCAUGUGUUUCCUAGUGGAUUUUUUGCUCAAUUCAAACACUCUCUUCAUGUGGUCUCCCCUCCACUAGACUUUCAGAAUGAAGCAAACCGAGCCACAAAAAGACAGAGAGAGCCUCUAUCUGGAGGUGACCACUGUUAACGGAGCCGUGUGUCUUCCCCUGCACUCCUCUAUCGUCCUCUUCCUCCUGUCCUACACAGAGUGCUCAUCUUUCCACGUCUACCUGGUAACAGAUCAAGCAGAUAUCCUGCCGUCCCUGUCAGGUCUGGUGCCCGGGGGUCUGGCGGUCUCUGAAGUGAGGAGGGACGAGCUGCCAGGGCUGGUUAGGAUGUGCCGUCUUCCGGCUGCGCUGGAGCCUGGUGCUUGCUUUUGCAGAGCCGGCCUUGCUGUCGUACUGAGACACAUCAUUCAGAGAGCAUGCCAGCUGAUGCCAGGCCGCAGGGAUGUGGCGUCACUCUUGGGCUUCAAGAAUACCUGUCUCAAGGCUUGCGCCGAGGUGAGUCAGUGGACUAGACUGUGUGAGCUGGACAUUCCCUCUGCAGUGGAGCAACACUUACGAAACCCUGAAGACCAGAUGUGUCGACUUCCUGCUGCGAUCCUGAACUUAGAACAGAGGUUAGGGGAACCCGUCAAGGUCCACAAUGAUGACAAGAUACGCCGACAGAAGCUACAACAGCAGAAGAAGGGCGAUUCUCAACUAAAAGGCCCUAAUACAGAGACGGAGAGUCAUCCAAAUGAAUCGCAUCCAAGUGUUGAGCUCAGUGCUGCUCUGGAGAAGCUCUCUACAGAUGCAGUUCCUGCUCCCUCCACCAGGGAGCACUCUGACAUCAGGAAAGUCAAGACCACAGAUCUGCCAGAGCUGGAGCAUGUGUUUGCAGAAGGGCUCUAUUUCACUCUCACUGAUGUUGUCCUGCUGCCCUGUGUCCAUCAAUACCUGAUCUCCCUCCAAAAGCACACCCCCUCCACCCUCUCCAAUCUCCCCUUGCUGCUGAGAUGGUAUCAGCGUGUACAGGAGCUCCCCAGCGUACUGAGGUCCGCAAAGGAUUGUGGGAUGGCCCUCCUCAGUCUCAGCACGGUUGACCCUUGCCCUCCCCAGCUGGAGGCCCCACGACCCAGUGGAGCAGAGCAGGAAGGGCCAAAACUCAAGCAAGAGCCCUUCAUCGGGGGCCCGCGGCCAACUCUCACCAAACUGCAAGAGAAUGGGAUAGACGCUGUUUAUGCCGCUCACCCUUGCCCUUCAUGGACAGUUGAUUGGGAGAGCCUACCGGCAGCUGUCAACCCCACUGAAGGUAAGAUGUCAGACGCCCGCGCCGUGCGCAAACAACAGCAACUCAACAACCUGGUUGCCAUGGUGACGGAGCUGGCCCGCCCCAGGCACACGGUGGUGGAUUUCUGCAGCGGGGGGGGGCACGUUGGGAUUGUUUUGGCGUACACGCUUCCUAAAUGUCAGGUUAUUCUCAUUGAAAAUAAAGAGGAGUCACUGGUCAGGGCCAGAGACCGAAGCGCUCAGCUCGGAUUGACAAACAUCGGCUUCAUUCAGACAAACCUUGAAUAUUUCACUGGAAGCUUCAACAUUGGGGUGGCCCUGCAUGCGUGCGGAGUGGCGACAGACAUGGUGUUGGAUCGCUGCCUCCAGGCGCAGGCGGGAUUUGUGAUUAGUCCGUGCUGCUACGGGUUCAUUCAAAACACACUCAAGUUCAACUUUCCCAAGAGUGCGAGGUUUACAGACACUUUGAGCUAUAAGGAGCAUAUGAUCCUGUGCAGGUUCGCAGACCAGACGGCUGUCAGUUUACCCCCAGAACGACGAUUAAUUGGGAAGCGCUGUAUGGGACUGGUGGACUUGGACCGCAGUUGGGCCGCAGAGACUCAUGGGUAUUCUGUGAGGGUGAUGACCAUGGUCCCCGAGGGCUGCUCGCCUAAGAACAAUAUGCUGGUGGGGAUACCGACAAGAUAACACUGACUCACAAGAAAUGCCCACGUCAUGUCAGGACUACAAAAUACCUCCAUGUUUUUCAUUCAUGUUACUACUUGAGUGUUUACCUUGGACAAUUUAUAUUUAUAUGCAUUUCAUUUAAAGGGAUAGUUCACCCAAAUAUUAAAAUUUGGCAUCAUUCUGACCUCAUUUAUUUAUUUAUUUUUUCUUGUUCUGUGAGAAGAUUUUAGUCACUGUUUUCAGUACAGCAAAAGUGUACGUUGAAUUGAACUAACAAAAAAUUGCAUCCUCCAGAAACUAAUAUAAAUUGAAGACGCAAUCCUUGAGAUCAUUCAUCUUUUAUGUUUGACAGAAGAACGUAAGUAAUACUAAUAUUGAACUGAACAAUUAAUAAUUGAGUGAACUAUUCCUUAAAUUGUUUUCCUUUGAUCCAAAAGCAUGGAUCGCUACGAUGAAUGUGCACGUACACACUUGAAUCAUGGUUUGAUCUAAUUGUGCAAUCAGUAUAUUUGGUUUUUAUUUCUGAUUUUUAAAAGGUUUUUAAUCUUGACUUCAUCUAAACAAUUAGAGUGAUUUUUAUUUCAGUAACGUCUUACAGAUCAGUACUUUCCUGCUUGAUUCGCAUGCCCGGGGUUUGUUUGUAUAAAAAAUUUUUUUUAAAAAGACAAAAAGCAGCAUGCCUCUCAAUAAAUUAAACAUGAUUUCAAAUGCCAUUUGCAAAUCAGACACAUUGAAUUGUGUAAAACCACCUUGCACCCUCUCCUCCACCAUUAUCGCGUAUUAUGCACAAAACAAAAGAGUCUCAAAAGCCCGCUUUUCUAAAGUUAUUACCGAUGUAAAAUUAUUCAUUGUAAUUUGCUCUUCUCCCUCGCAAGAAAGCAGAGACGUAGCUCUUGAGCUUUUGUCUCAGAGUGUUUGAUUAAAAAUACUGAAAGUAAACACAAGGAGGUAUUUAUCACGAUUCCCUUGUAUCAGGGGGUGGGAGAACUGGAGGGGUUAAUAUUUAUGAAAUAGCACAUGGAUUAAUCUGACCACGGUUAUGAAUAUUCGAUUAGGCCACAACUCACACAAAUGUCAAAGCUUCACAUUGGUCUACAGUGUACGCUGAUAUAUGAACUAUUCCCCAGCUUUAUUUUGCUGUGUUUGGACCCAUACUGUCCUCAAACACGCCUCCAGUUUGCUCGCUACAGAAGAGCCGCGCACUGUCACGUUUGUGAUAUAGAGAUGAGAUCUGUUCCUCCGCCAUGAGGAAGUGCACAACCUUUAAGCUUUGAGGAGCCAAGCUAGCAAAGCUCAUCUGAAUUCUGCUAGCGGAGCCAAUCUCUCUGAGUGUGAAAGACCGGAGACGGGGGCACCUUCCAAAGAGCUGGAAUCAUUUCAAUGGGAAACGCUGCUUUCCUCAGGGAUUGGCUCUGGGCCCUGACUAAAUGUACAUGAAAAACAAAUACAUACAGUAAAGGAUAGAAUGAGGCUAGAUAUAACUGCAUUACUGUAAUGCUGACAUAAAGAUAUUGGAAGGUU
Messenger RNA from Onychostoma macrolepis, 3530 nucleotides. It is a transcript of the gene gstcd, whose product is annotated as glutathione S-transferase, C-terminal domain containing. The transcript has 12 exons. The record is from RefSeq and is a predicted model, not a curated record. Lineage: Eukaryota; Metazoa; Chordata; Actinopteri; Cypriniformes; Cyprinidae. Bases 156 to 2030 code for a protein of 624 amino acids.